Molecule: messenger RNA, 555 nt
Organism: Cherax quadricarinatus
Lineage: Eukaryota; Metazoa; Arthropoda; Malacostraca; Decapoda; Parastacidae
Source: RefSeq, a predicted model, not a curated record
AAACUCUGAGACUCUACCCUCCCUCCACCUUCGGUGAACGCCAGUGUACCAGAACCUACAAACUACCUGGCACUGAAGUAACUCUGCAUCCCGGUGACCUGGUGACUGUCCCGUUCUGGAGUCUGCACCACGACCCUCGCUACUGGCCAGAACCCGAGGAGUUUCAGCCAGACCGCUUCCUGCCGGAAAACAAACCCAACAUCACCAGCUUCACUCACAUGCCCUUUGGAAUGGGACCUAGGAACUGCAUAGCUAUGCGUUUUGCACUGAUGGAGGCCAAGGUGGCUCUUGCUAAGCUUCUGAUAGCAGCAGAAAUGCAUCUUGACAAGAACCACACGGAGCUGAAGAUGGAUAAUUCUCUGUUAUUUAUGAGACCAGAUGAAGGCGUCAAUCUUGUAAUAACGCCAAUCCCCAGUAACACACAUGGCUAAAAUUAACCCACAACAAUGUGAAUCCUAUCAUCAACGGACGACGAUAAAUGUUCCAGUUGCUAAUUUACAUUGAUUUAUUGUUUUCUAAACUGUUAAAGAGCUUAAAUAAAUUGUAUGGAAUAUU